Messenger RNA from Helobdella robusta, 453 nucleotides. RefSeq lists its product as hypothetical. The record is from RefSeq and is a predicted model, not a curated record. The transcript has 4 exons. Lineage: Eukaryota; Metazoa; Annelida; Clitellata; Rhynchobdellida; Glossiphoniidae. Bases 1 to 453 code for a protein of 150 amino acids.
AUGGAUUAUAAAUGUGUUAAAAAUUAUUUGGAAAUCAUUUCGGUGAAGGAAGACCAGUCUUCAGCAAGCAACGCAAAAUUAUACGUAAUGCUAACAAAGUUUACCCUCGACUGCAACUUAAGAUGCAUUCGGCACUCUCUAUGGCGUGAUGGUCUAAUGGUUAAGAGCGUCGGAGUCGGAAAUUUUUGCGGGAGUCGAAUUUUUGGAGUGGCAGGAGUCGGAGUCGGAUAUUUUUCAUCCGACUUUGACGCAUUGAAAAAAUCUCAACGUUUAUUUGUACAGGAAUAUUUUUCUUGGGGUGCACCCCCUGACGAACGCUUUCGGUGCUGUUUCAUGAACUGGAUGUGCAAUAACUCUGAUUGGAACUUGGAACUAGUCAUCGUGAAGUCCUUGUUUCACUUGUUGAAUAUCACAACAUUUCAACUGCUAAAAAGUGAUAAAGAAUGGGUUUAG